AUGGAGGGACGUGAGGCCGGAGAGGAUGUUUGCCAGAAGGAGAGUGGCAACUCAGCUAUGUUCAACGUAACAUCAUUCAAGUGUGGUGGUUUUGCAAUCGGCAUGUCUACGAAUCACAUCUUAUUCGACGACCUAGGCGCCAAGGUAUUCCUCCUAAACCUAGCUUCCCAAUCUAUCGAAAACAAACCCUUAGCCACCGUACCCUAUAACGACCGUCGGAUUCUCGCCACUAGAUCUCCACCGCAUGUUUCCUUUCCUCACUCAGAGUUCCUCAAAUUCGACCUCCCCGUGGGCCCGGGGUCAACUCCCCCAAAGUUCGACUGCAUCAUAGAAGAACUCGAUUUCAAAAUCUUCAAACUCAACACAACUCAUAUAUCCCACUUAAAGGACGAUAUUACUAAGACCUCCAAAAUUGAAAGAAUUAGCACCCUUGCGGUGGUAGCCGCCCUAAUCUGGCGGUGCAAAGCCUAUUCCGAUGAUAAAAAUAGGGUUUGCACCUUGCUCAACGUUAUCGACAUUAGGCCAAGAGUGAACCCCCAUUACCAUAUUCGUACUCGGCCAAUGCAGUGCUCCCCUUCGGAUUUUCAGAAACUUGUGAAGAGAUAA
Erythranthe guttata (spotted monkey flower) is the source of this 606-nucleotide messenger RNA. NCBI's taxonomy places the organism in Eukaryota, Viridiplantae, Streptophyta, Magnoliopsida, Lamiales, Phrymaceae. The record is from RefSeq and is a predicted model, not a curated record.